GGGAGGCGGCCCUAGCGCCAUUUUGUGGGCACGGAGCGGUAGCUCGGCUUGUCUCGGGCUUCUCGCUGUCUCAGUUUCCUCGUCGUGCUUCCUAGCAGCGGCCUAGUGGAAAAUUAAGCAAAGAUGUCUGAAUAUAUUCGGGUAACAGAAGAUGAGAACGACGAGCCCAUUGAAAUACCAUCAGAAGAUGAUGGAACAGUAUUGUUGUCCACAGUUACAGCCCAGUUUCCGGGGGCAUGCGGCCUGCGCUACCGCAAUCCAGUGUCUCAGUGUAUGAGAGGUGUCCGGCUGGUGGAAGGAAUUCUGCAUGCCCCAGAUGCUGGCUGGGGCAAUCUGGUAUAUGUUGUCAACUAUCCCAAAGAUAACAAAAGGAAAAUGGAUGAGACGGAUGCUUCCUCAGCAGUGAAAGUGAAAAGAGCAGUCCAGAAAACAUCUGAUCUAAUAGUGUUGGGUCUCCCCUGGAAAACAACAGAACAAGAUCUUAAAGACUAUUUCAGUACUUUUGGAGAGGUUCUUAUGGUUCAGGUCAAGAAAGAUCUUAAAACUGGUCACUCAAAAGGGUUUGGCUUUGUUAGAUUUACGGAAUAUGACACCCAAGUGAAAGUAAUGUCACAAAGACAUAUGAUAGAUGGGCGAUGGUGUGACUGUAAACUUCCGAAUUCUAAGCAAAGCCCAGAUGAACCUUUGAGAAGCAGAAAGGUUUUCGUUGGGCGUUGUACAGAGGACAUGACUGCUGAAGAGCUUCAACAGUUCUUUUGUCAGUAUGGAGAAGUGGUAGAUGUCUUCAUUCCCAAACCCUUCAGGGCUUUUGCCUUUGUUACCUUUGCAGAUGAUAAGGUUGCCCAGUCUCUUUGUGGAGAGGAUUUGAUCAUUAAAGGAAUCAGCGUGCAUAUAUCCAAUGCUGAACCUAAGCAUAAUAGCAAUAGACAGUUAGAAAGAAGUGGAAGAUUUGGUGGUAAUCCAGUUCAUCUCAUUUCAAAUGUUUAUGGAAGAAGCACUUCAUUGAAAGUAGUGCUGUAAAUAUUCUGCCAUAGGAAUACUUCUGUCUCCAUGCUUUCUCAUCCAAGAACUCGUCAUCACGCUGCACAGGCUGCGUCUUUGACGGUGGGUGUUCCAUUUUUAUCCGCUACUCUUUAUUUCAUGGAGUCGUAUCAACGCUAUGAACGCAAGGCUGUGAUAUGGAACCAGAAGGCUGUUUGAACUUUUGAAACCUUGUGUGGGAUUGAUGGUGGUGCCGAGGCAUGAAAGGCUAGUAUGAGCGAGGAAAGGAGAGAGCGCGUGCAGAGACUUGGUGGUGCAAAAUGGAUAUUUUUUAACUUGGAGAGAUGUGUCACUCAAUCCUGUGGCUUUGGUGAGAGAGUGUGCAGAGAGCAAUGAUAGCAAAUAACGUACGAAUGUUUUUGCAUCAAAGGACAUCCACAUCUGUUGGAAGACUUUGAGUUUUGUUCUUAGAAAACCCACUUUAGUUGAAUGUGUUAAGUGAAAUACUUGUACUUCCCUCCCCCUCUGUCAACUGCUGUGAAUGCUGUAUGGUGUGUGUUCUCCUCUGUUACUGAUCUGGAAGUGUGGGAACGUGAACUGAAGCUGAUGGGCUGCGAACAUGGACUGAGCUUGUGGUGUGCUUUGCAGGAGAACUUGGAAGCAGAGUUCACCAGUGAGCUCAGGUGUCUCAAAGAAGGGUGGAAGUUCUCAUGUCUGUUAGCUACUCAUAAGAAUGCUGUUUGCUGCAGUUCUGUGUCCUGUGCUUGGAUGCUUUUUUAUAAGAGUUGUCAUUGUUGGAAAUUCUUAAAUAAAACUGAUUUAAAUAAUAUGUGUCUUUGUUUUGCAGCCCUGAAUGCAAAGAAUUCAUAGCAGUUAAUUCCCCUUUUUGACCCUUUUGAGAUGGAACUUUCAUAAAGUUUCUUGGCAGUAGUUUAUUUUGCUUCAAAUAAACUUAUUUGAAAAGUUGUCUCAAGUCAAAUGGAUUCAUCACCUGUCAUGCAUUGACACCUGAUACCCAGACUUAAUUGCUAUUUGUUCUUGCAUUAUCCAAAGUGAAAGUUUUUCCAUGGGUUGUUUUGUUUUUAAUCUAGUUUUUCAUAAGUCUGGGUGACAGAACCUAAAAUGGUAAGCAGUUACCCUUCAGCUUGUUCUGAGUGCAUCCGUGCAUUUGAGUGAUUUCUGUUGACCUGGCUGUGUAAACCUCCAUUGGGAAGUCAUGCCUUCUAAAACUAUUUGGGGGGUGGGGCAAAACGGUUGUUUUCAAAUGUAUUGUAGCAGAGCAUUAUCAAUGGAAAAGAAGGGGUGAUAAGCAUCUUUUAUUUGGGGAUUUGAAAAGUGGAAUUAAUUGCAAUAGGCAUGAAGUAGAAGAAACCAAGAAACCGUGUGCCUGAAAUUCAUUAAGAAGCCUGAUAGCUUUAAGAACUAAUAGGGUGGGUUGUCUAUCUCUGGCAGUCUUAAGUGAGGUGGGCUCUUAUCCUCGGGUGUGGGGGCCAUAUAGUGACGAACAAAUCCGCUCACAAAAUCAGAUUAGGCUCUCAAUGCAUUGUUAAGAAUGUAAAAGCAAUAAUAAUACCUUGUUUAUUGUACUUUUCCUGUAAAAAUACUGAGAACUGGGGAGCUCCUUUUCUAACUGGAAAGAUGUGACCAUUUUUUUGUUGAUAGUUUCCCUAAUGCCCUUACCUAAAUAGAUUAUGAUAAAUAGGUUUGUCAUUUUGCAAGUUGCGUGUUUUAAAAUUUUAUAUCCUUUAGAGAGUUGUUAUGCACACAGUGUUUCAUUAUUCAGUAUCCUCUGUAAAGGGAUCUUGAGUUAUUGUAAAUUUUUUUCUCUGCAUGAUUUCCAAACCCUGUACAUCUGAAUUUUGCAUUUUAGCACUUGCACUAUUACUCAGCAGCAGUAACAUGGUAACAUUAAAAUGGUUUUCGGGGACCUCCAAAGACUAAACUGGCAAGCCGUCCAGGAGUCCUGGGGUAAGUUACUUGUCGAUAGCAUGGUUUUGAUCCCUUGUUUGCACUUGUUAAAGAGUUACUGGUCAUAGAAGGCUUUCAAUGUUGAGUAGCCUUUUAACAUGUUUAUGGUAUGACAUAGCUGUAGAUAGUUAUUUGCCCUAAAUGAAGUUUCAGAAAUAAACUACUUGGCAAAGA
Molecule: messenger RNA, 3123 nt
Organism: Onychomys torridus (southern grasshopper mouse)
Lineage: Eukaryota; Metazoa; Chordata; Mammalia; Rodentia; Cricetidae
Gene: Tardbp
Product: TAR DNA binding protein
Exons: 7
Coding region: 124-1020 (298 amino acids)
Biological process (GO): regulation of gene expression
Cellular component (GO): nucleoplasm
Molecular function (GO): RNA binding
Source: RefSeq, a predicted model, not a curated record